AUGGAAAACAAAGCUAAAAAAUUUUUUGUUACAGGAUUUGGUCCUUUUGGAGAUGUAGAUGAUAAUCCAUCUUCUUAAUUAAUGAAGAGCAUUUCAGAUGUUGAGAAAAAACAACUUAAUAUUAUUGAUGUAGAUACCCUUGAAGUUUCAAUGAAAGGGGUUUAAUAAUAUCACAAUAGACUUAAAAAUCUUGAUUUAAAUAUGGAUGAAAGUUGUAUAUUUUUACAUUUCGGAGUGAGAAGAGAUAUUUAAAAAAUUUAUCUAGAAUAAUGUUCAUAUAAUAAUGCCAAUUUUAGAAUGCGUGAUCGUUAAAAUGAGCAACCAAAAGAUACAAAAAUUAGCGAGGACUAAGAGCUAGAUUAGUGCAAUUAUACCAUAAUUGAUUGCAAAUAUCUAUUAGAGAAUAAUUUAUAUUUAAAGGAAAAAUGUACUUUAAGUACUGAUCCAGGCAGAUUUUUAUGCAACUACGUAUAUUUCAAGACAAAAAUUGAAUUUCCCAAUUGUCCAUCUUUAUUUAUUCAUGUGCCCCAUUUCACAACUAUUGAUUUUGAAACAUAAAAGAGCAUAUUGACUGAGCUCAUCAAAACUCUAUCAGACAAUAAUUAAAAAAAUUGA
Tetrahymena thermophila SB210 is the source of this 615-nucleotide messenger RNA. Its product is annotated as pyroglutamyl-peptidase I. NCBI's taxonomy places the organism in Eukaryota, Ciliophora, Oligohymenophorea, Hymenostomatida, Tetrahymenidae. The record is from RefSeq and is a predicted model, not a curated record. The transcript has a single exon. Gene Ontology annotation, biological process: proteolysis.